AUGCUACCCUCUCUCCGCGGCCCUCAAACCCUUCUGGGCAAAGUCGCCCUCUUCUCCCUCCUCUCCUCAACAACACCACCAACAUCAGCCUUCAACCUUCUCCCAAACGACCUCAACCAGACCCCAUUAGGUGGUGGUCCCAACAACCCCCCCUUCGACAUCCGCGAAGCCACCAUCUCCUCCAUCCACAACGCCCUCUUCACAGGUCUAACAACCUGCCACGCCCUUAUUUCUUCAUACCUCGCCCGCAUCGAAGCCUUCAACCCCUCCCUGCACGCCAUCUUGUCACUUAACCCUCACGCGCUGGACAUCGCGUCUUCCAUCGACGACCAAUUACUCCAACUCACAUCCGGCAACUUCACCACCUUAAGCAACCAACCCCUUUUGUGCAUCCCCGUUUUACUGAAAGAUAAUUUUGAUACGGAGGAAAUGCCAACAACAGCUGGCUCCCUCUCCCUCUCCCACAAUUUCCCCAAAAACGACGCGCCGACAGUGGUUGCCUUGAAGCAAGCAGGCGCGAUUAUUCUGGGAAAGACGAAUAUGCAUGAGUUUGCUCUUGAAGGCAUAUCCGUUUCUUCAUUAGGUGGACAGACUAGCAACCCCUACGACCACACACGCACACCGGGUGGAAGUUCGGGAGGGACGGGGGCGGCGAUAGCAGCUAAUUUUGCGGUACUGGGGACGGGCACCGAUACGGUUAAUAGCUUGAGAUCGCCGGCGAGUGCGAAUAGUUUGGUUAGUUGGAGGCCUACGAGGGGAUUGGUAGACCGAAAAGGGGUGGUGCCGGUUGGGUGGACGCAGGAUGCUGUUGGUGGGAUGGCGAGGACGGUGGAGGAGUUGCGGGUUUUGAUGACUGUUAUGUCUAGUGCUGGGAGUGGUGGUGAUGGGGACUAUAAAUGGGAUAAUACCACGGCACUAGUACCCCCUGAGAUUAAAGGGAAAGAUUACAGCCAGGCAUUAUACUCCGGUUUAGGAAAACUGGAUGGACUUAGACUGGGGGUUUUGGAUGGGUUUUGGAAUCAUACCGCUGGCGAAGAAACUACGCCCGUCAACGAGGUUAUGGAAAGGACGCUGAAAAGGUUGGAAGCAGCUGGUGUGCGACUGGUUAAUAUCACUGACCCCGUUUACGACGCGGUGACGAUAGCGGCGAAGUUGGAUGUUCAGACUUUUGAGUUUCGCGAGGGGCUGGAUGAUUAUUUGAGGAAAACCACCUACGCUGACGAGACGGGCAACAGCACCGGCAUCAUCACUGACGGACCAAGAAGCUUCAGCGACAUCUAUACCCCCAACCAAAAAUCCUUCCUCGUCCUCCCCUCCCAAUACUCCUACAUCCGCUCCGCCUUCAACCGCUCCACCUCCUCCCCCGAGUACUUUGUCCGCCAGCACGGCAUCACGCAACUAAAAACCACCUUGGCCCAAACUUUUUCUUUUCAAAGGCUUGACGCGAUAAUCUACCCCGAGCAAAAAAACUUGGUAGUAAAAAUCGGUUCCCCCUCGCAGAGCGGGAGGAACGGGAUAUUAGCUGCGCUGACGGGUAGCCCUGUUAUUACGGUGCCUGUGGGAUUUUCAGAGGCGAAGCAGGAUGCACCAGUGGGAGUCCCCAUUGGGAUGGAGAUUCUCGGAAGGCCGUGGACGGAUGAUUUGUUGUUGGGGAUUGCGGAGCAUGUGGGUGAGGCGUUGGGGCCUGUGAGGAGGAUGCCGGUGGGACAGAAGGGAUCGGGGCUGGAAGGGUUGGAUAAGGUUGUAGAAGUCAAGGGGGAAGGGUAUGAGACUGUGCCGGUUGUGAAGGUGGAUGAGUUGGGUGGGAAUAUUCCUGGGAUUUAUCAUUUGGGGGUUUACUGA
Sordaria macrospora k-hell is the source of this 1842-nucleotide messenger RNA. RefSeq lists its product as uncharacterized. NCBI's taxonomy places the organism in Eukaryota, Fungi, Ascomycota, Sordariomycetes, Sordariales, Sordariaceae. The record is from RefSeq and is a predicted model, not a curated record.